AUGGAGGUUUUUGUACUCACGGAGUUGAUGGCCAGAGGCGGUCGUCACUUUUGCAGAAUAGAAGAUAAAGGAAGAUACGGGAACUUUUAUUUUGUUGUAAUGACUCUUGCUGGCAAGUCACUGAAUGAACUGCGGAAGGCACGUAAUCCUCAGUGUCUCAGCCUGGCUUGUGCUAUUUCUGUAGGCAUACAAUGCUUAGAAGCUAUAGAAGAUCUUCAUGGAAUCGGUUAUCUUCAUCGUGACGUUAAACCGGGCAAUUAUACUAUAGGACGACCAGAACUGCAAGAGUUGCGCAAAAUUUACAUCCUUGAUUUCGGACUGUGCAGAAAAUACACGAACGAUGAGGGAAUAAUCCGGAAACCUCGAUCAGUAGCUAAAUUUCGUGGCACGGUUCGUUACGCUCCUCUUUCGUGUCAUAUGAAAACGGAGUUCUGCAGAAAAGACGACGUAGAAACUUGGAUAUAUCAACAAGUAGAGCUCACAGUUGGAAGAGUUCCUUGGAAAGAAAUAAAAGAUGAGAAACAGGUUGGCGAGUACAAGAAGAAGUGUCGAAACCCACCAGCGCUGCAGGAGCUUUUCGCCAAACCAUGUCCAAAGGAAUACAUAGAGAUAUUUCAGCUUGUCGAUUCGUACAAAUACUAUGACCAGCCUGACUACCACCAAAUCUAUUCCCUUAUGCGGAGAGCUCUACAGAACUGCGGGCAACCAGAGUUUCCGUACGAUUGGGAACAAUAA
Ostertagia ostertagi is the source of this 735-nucleotide messenger RNA. Lineage: Eukaryota; Metazoa; Nematoda; Chromadorea; Rhabditida; Trichostrongylidae. The record is from the annotation of a GenBank genome assembly.